GCCAACUUCGGGAGAAAAUGCUUGGAAUUCCGUUUCCGCUUUAGGGAGUGGACGCAGAUUUUUCUGUUUUUAGUAACUCUAGGCUAACUUUUCUCUGCACAUCUGUCCAUACUGAAGCAUCUUGGAUUCAUAUAAUUUUACGACAAUGGCCUCUUCGCCUCAGAAGUCCCCGUCCUCUCCAAAAUCCCCGACGCCAAAGUCUCCGUCCUCCCGAAAGAAAGAUGACUCUUUUCUGGGCAAACUCGGUGGAACUUUGGCCAGGAGGAAAAAAGCUAAAGAAGUUUCAGAUCUCCAGGAGGAAGGGAUAAAUGCCAUCAACCUUCCUCUAAGCCCCUCCCACUACGAGCUGGACCCUGAGGACACUAUGCUUGAGGAGAAUGAGGUGCGGACUAUGGUAGACCCCAACUCCAAGAAUGACCGGAAACUACAGGAGCUCAUGAAGGUGCUGAUCGACUGGAUCAAUGACGUUCUAGUGGGAGAGAGGAUCAUUGUGAAAGACCUGGCUGAAGAUUUAUAUGACGGACAGGUGCUGCAGAAGCUUUUUGAAAAACUGGAGGGUGAAAAGCUGAAUGUGGCAGAGGUGACGCAGUCGGAGAUCGCUCAGAAGCAGAAGCUGCAGACUGUGUUGGAACGAAUCAACGACUCCCUCAAACUGUCCACAAGAAACAUCCGCUGGAACGUCGACUCGGUCCAUGCCAAAAGCAUUGUGGCUAUUUUGCACCUGCUGGUGGCGCUGUCUCAACACUUCAGGGCGCCCAUCAGAUUACCUGACCAUGUGUCUAUUCAGGUGGUGGUCGUACAGAAACGGGAGGGCAUCCUUCAGUCCAGACAGAUCCAGGAAGAGAUCACUGGGAACACAGAGGCUUUCUCUGGCAGGCACGAGCGUGAUGCCUUUGACACUCUCUUUGACCACGCGCCCGACAAACUCAACGUGGUCAAAAAGACGCUAAUCACAUUUGUCAACAAACAUCUGAACAAGCUCAACCUCGAGGUGUCAGAGUUGGAUACACAGUUUGCAGAUGGUGUUUAUCUGGUACUUUUGAUGGGGCUGUUGGAGGGAUACUUUGUGCCGCUUUACAACUUCUUUCUGACGCCUGAGAAUUUUGAUCAAAAGGUCCACAAUGUGUCCUUCUCCUUUGAGCUGAUGCAGGACGGGGGACUGGAGAGGCCCAAGCCACGGCCAGAGGAUAUUGUGAACUGUGAUCUGAAGUCCACACUGCGUGUCCUCUACAACCUGUUCACCCGCUACAGAAAUGUGGACUGAGCACUCUGCAACAUCAGAGGGAAGCGCAGAGCUGAAAACACCAUUUUCAUGUUUGUCUGUGUUUGUCGUAAUGUUAUUUUGCUAUUUGGUUUCCUUUAAGGACUUGCUUGUGCCAUAAAUAGUUAUGUGGCGUUGGAAUUGCGUCGAGAUCCCUUUAAGACUUAAGCCAAUCCUUGGAUAUUGUUUUAUAUAAAUAUGAGAUGUCUUACUUCCAUUCAGUGUUAUAAAGGGGAUUUUUAUAAAACUACAACACUUGUUUUUUUAACCAAAAGAGGACAUGCUAUUUGUAUUUAUUGUACAUUAUAUUGCUUUUUACUGUUGAUCAUGAUUUAUGCAUUCUCUAUGUCUUCCUUGAACAUUUCAAAUAUUUGACCAAAUUGUAUAUGUGUGUAUGUAUUAUAUUCCAACUUUUAGUUUAACUCCAAAAGACAAACGUCUCUCAGAAUGCUCAUCAAACUUUAGUAACACUUACAGGUGAAAUAACACAUGGUGUGGGCAUAAAGAUUUGAGCAGAUUUUUAUUCAAAUUCACUUUAAGUGUUUGUGUUAUUGUGAAGUGAAAGGGAGAACCCAUGAUGUUUAUGAAUACUGAACGUUAUCCAUGUUGUCUGAUCCAACAGACGAGCCACAAGUAUGAGUUAAAGCGGUUUUAGCAUUCCUAUUGUAUGUGUAUGUUUAACAUCUGCAAUAAUGUGCAGGUGAUCAUACUGUUUCCAGAUUGGUGCACUACAUCAUCUUGUAUCACAUUCCUCGAGGUACAUCCAGUCAGCAGUUCUCAUAAUAACCUAAAAUCUAACCUAAAAUAUAGUCUGUGUUUAUUCAUGUUUUUCAUCAGAAACAUAAAAGCCACAAAUGCACUCAGCCAUCAGCUGCCAGCACAUUCCCUCUUAUUCUUUUACAUCGAUUUGUUUUAAUGCAGCGCUUUCAAUAAAUCUAUUAUUCUCUCA
This is a messenger RNA of Boleophthalmus pectinirostris (great blue-spotted mudskipper), 2210 nucleotides long. RefSeq names its product parvin, alpha a (gene parvaa). The record is from RefSeq and is a predicted model, not a curated record. The transcript has 13 exons. Gene Ontology annotation, cellular component: focal adhesion; cytoplasm; actin cytoskeleton. Gene Ontology annotation, molecular function: actin binding. NCBI's taxonomy places the organism in Eukaryota, Metazoa, Chordata, Actinopteri, Gobiiformes, Gobiidae. The coding region runs from base 146 to 1264 and encodes 372 amino acids. Gene Ontology annotation, biological process: actin cytoskeleton organization; establishment or maintenance of cell polarity; substrate adhesion-dependent cell spreading.